AGACCAAAACGUUCCUUAGAUUGAAGAACUAAAAAGCAUGCGCUCCAUGGAGAGAGAGCAGUGUUAGCGCCAAGGAUGCGGAAGCGAAGCCCAUCGCCAUCAGAUUCAGCUUCGCCGCCGCCGCCGCCGCCGCCGCCGCCAGCGCCGCGAUGCAAGGUCUCCAUCACCACCCGCACCAGCUGCAGCAACACCAGCUAGCGGCUCUCCUCUCCGUCGCCCUCCCCAAGGACGACUCCUCGGCUCCUCCCUCCUCCUCCUCCCCCGCCGCGCCGUCGCCGUCGCCUUCUCCCCCGGCGGCGGCGGCGAAGCCCGUCCCCUCCGUCGAGAGCGACGAGUCCACCCGGCUCGGCGCCAUCGGCUCGCUCCACCGGGCGAUACUCUACCCGCCGAACUCCCUCCUCGUAGCUCACUCCGCGGCUUUCCUCUCCCAGGGCCUCUUGCAGCUCCUGUCCGACAAAUCAUACUCGGUCAGGCAAUUAUCUGCCACAGCAUAUGGGGCCCUCUGCGCUGUAGUUUGUUCGAUUCCUAUAGCAUCAAAUGGAAGACAAAACCAUGUCAUGCUUGGUACUAUGGUGGAUAGGUUCAUUAGCUGGUCAUUACCGUUGCUCAAUAACGUUAAUGCUGGUGAUGGUACAGCAGAACUGGCACUCGACAGCCUCCGGGAGUUUCUUAAUGUUGGGGAUGUUAAUGGAAUUGAAAGAUAUGCACUACCAAUUCUCAAAGCAUGCCAACAGCUACUUGAAGAUGAGAGAACCUCCUUGAGUUUAUUGCAUCGCCUUCUUGGCAUUAUAACUCUGAUCUCACUGAAAUUUUCUAGAUGCUUCCAACCUCAUUUUGUGGACAUCGUGGAUCUGCUUCUUGGCUGGGCAUUGAUACCGGACUUUGGGGAAUCAGAUAGACGUGUUAUUAUGGAUUGUUUCUUGCAAUGCCAAAAGCAUUGGGUCAGUAAUUUGCAGUUCUCGCUUGGACUAAUGUCGAAGUUCCUGGGUGACAUGGAUGCGCUGCUGCAGGAUGGGAGUCUGGGUACUCCACAACAAUUUCGAAGACUGCUAGCCCUGCUUUCUUGCUUUUCUACCAUCCUGCAGUCCACUGCUUCUGGGUUGUUGGAAGCAAAUCUUCUUGGACAAAUAAGGGAACCACUUAGCAAGAUGCUUCCACAGUUGCUAGGCUGUUUAUCUUUGCUCGGACAAAGAUUUGGAUGGUCAAAAUGGAUCGGGGAUUUGUGGAAGUGCUUGACUCUCUUGGCAGAAAUUUUACGUGAAAAUUUCUCCACCUUGUAUCCACUUGCCGUAGAUACUUUAUUCCAGAGCGUGAAAAUGAACAAUGGUCAUUCAGCUAUGGGAGCUGGAAAAAUAAGUUCAUUUCAAGUUCACGGAGUCUUAAAGACAAAUCUUCAGCUAUUAUCGUUGCAGAAGCUUGGCCUUCUCUCAUCAUCUGUGCACAAAAUACUGCCAUUUGAUGCCCCGGUAUCUCAGCUUCGUUUGCAUCCAAAUCACGUAGUGACAGCAAGUUGUGCCGCAACUUAUGUUUUCUUGCUGCAACAUGGGAAUAAUGAAGUCGUGCAACAAGCAAUGGACUCGUUGUUGGUGGAAUUGGAUAUGCUGAAAGGUAUGCUCAAAAAAGCUUUGGUGCAUGGAGAUGUUGAUGUUAAUGGUCCUCACCAGGAAACCUAUUCUAAACUCGAGUUGUUUGCUCUUAUUAAGUUUGAUCUGAAAGUGCUAUUGACCUGUGUCCUUUUAAGUGGAAAUGACAGUUUGAUUGAUCGACCAGAUGUCGCGACCUUGUAUCUUCAGAGAUCAGAAACAUUAGCGUGUUUUCUUCUUGAGCAUCUGAAUCCCUUGAACUUUCCUAUUGAGGCCUGCGUUGAUUUGCAAAUAAGUGUCAUGAUGACAUUAGAAAGGCUAAGUACAGUUGAGUUCUUGAGCAAAUGUGCCACGGGUGAUAGUUGUACUCGGAAUCCUUUAGUGGAUGUUGCUUCAGAAGACUUACUUACUGAUGCUUCGCUAAAGAAUCGGCUUUCAGCUAUAACUGUGGAGCACCUGAGGAAGUACUGUUGCCUCCUCGUCAAAGCUUUGCACGCAUCUUCUCCUCUUGCAGUUAAAUUAGCCGCGCUAGAGUGGGUACGGAGGUUCUGUGAAAAUGUCCUCGCUAUGACAGAAAAUUUGAACUCACGAACUUAUUUGUUUGAUUCUUUUAUAUGUACUGGGGAUCUCCGAAAUUUGAUCUUCUCUGUAUUGGAUGCUGCAUCUGAUAAGGAACCCAAAGUGAGGUCCCAUGUUGCAUUAGUUUUGGAGCUGCUUUUGAAAGCAAGACUAUUGCAUCCCAUUAACUUCUCUUUGAUAGCUCAAGCCGUCCUAGAAAGACUUGGUGAUCCGGAGCAUGAUAUGAAGACUACUUUUACAAAGCUUCUUUGCCAUGUAUUGCCUGCGAUGGUUUAUUCCUGUGGUCUCUAUGAGUAUGGUACUGGUGUUAUAUGCAAGCCUCUUAAGGGAAACAUUUCCAGCUUGCAUUGGAAGCAAUUAUUUGCUCUGAAGCAGUUGCCUCGACAACUUCAAGCUCAACAGCUUGUUUCCAUUCUGAGUUACAUUUCGCAGAGGUGGAAGGUCCCUUUGUCUUGUUGGGUUCAACGGCUCAUCCAUAGUUGCCGGAGAGUUAGGGAACCCUCUCCGAAUCAACUAGAGGAAAUCGGAAGCUUGGGCACUUGUGGUGCAUGGUUAGACAUUGAAGUGGACGAUAAUGUUCUUGAAGAAAUUUGUUCCGUGAAUGUCCUGGCAGGUGCUUGGUGGGCUAUACAUGAAGCGGCAAGAUAUUGUGUUUCGACCCGCCUCCGGACAAACCUUGGUGGACCCACCCAAACAUUUGCUGCAUUGGAGAGAAUGCUCUUGGAUGUUGUGCACGUGCUGCAGCUUGACAGCGAGCAAAAUGAUGGUAACUUAAGUAUGAUAAAUACUUCUGGUGCUCAUUUGUUGCCUAUGAGACUAUUAUUGGAAUUUGUAGAAUCCUUAAAAAAAAAUGUUUAUAAUGCCUACGAGGGAUCUGCUGUGUUACCAUCCGUUACUCGCCAGAGUUCCUUAUUUUUCCGGGCUAAUAAGAAAGUCUGUGAGGAAUGGUUCUCUCGUAUAUGUGAGCCAAUGAUGAAUGCUGGAUUGGCGCUAAAUUGCCACUAUGCUACCAUUCAAUACUGUGUCUUGCGAUUGCAAGAGUUAAGAAGCCUCGUCUCUUUGGCUUUGAAAGAAACGUCCAGGUCACAGAUUUCAGAGACUUUCCAGACUAUCAGGAGCAGAUUUUCUGAAGAUAUCCUAAGGGUAUUGCACCACAUGGCAUUGGCUCUGUGUAGGUGCCAUGAACCGGAGGCUCUGGUUGGCCUACAAACGUGGGUUUCAAUGACUUUUCCUUCAUUGCUUGUUGAGGAGAACCAGUUCAUGGAUCAAAAUGGGGCUUUGAGACCCUUAGCAUGGAUCACUGGGCUUGUAUACCAGGCAGAAGGUCAAUAUGAAAAAUCUGCUGCUCACUUUACUCACUUGCUUCAGAACGAGGAAUCUCUUAGUUCGAUGGGUUCGGCUGGGGUGCAGUUCGCUAUUGCACGUAUCAUUGAGAGUUAUUCUGCUUUAUCAGAUUGGAGAAGUCUAGAGUCAUGGUUGGUGGAAUUGCAAAUGCUUCGUGCCAGACAUGCUGGUAAGAGUUAUGCCGGUGCUCUAACAACAGCAGGUAAUGAAAUAAAUGCUAUCCAUGCCUUGGCUCAUUUUGAUGAGGGUGAGCAUCAGGCAGCAUGGGCCUCCCUUGAUUUGACACCAAAAAGUAGCAGUGAGCUCUCACUUGACCCCAAGGUAGCAUUGUUAAGGAGCGAGCAGAUGCUCUUACAGGCAAUGCUUCUUCAAGUGGAAGGAAAAAUAGAGAAGUUGCCCCAUGACUUGCAGAAGUCUAAACGAAUGCUGGAGGAAGCAUUGGCUGUUCUGCCUCUUGAUGGUUUAACUGAUGCAGCGGCAUAUGCUACACAGUUGCACUGUAUCUUGGAAUUUGAACGCGGAUUUACUCUCAGAGGAGGUCAGGACGAAUCCAAACAAUUCCAAUCAAUAUUGAGUUCAUAUGUCCAUCCAAUUCAACAUCCACUUAAUCUAGCGAACCAAGAUUGUUACCCAUGGUUAAAGGUUCUCAGGGUAUAUCGGACCAUCUAUCCAGCUUAUCCUGUUACAAUGAAUCUGUGUAUGAACUUGUUGCGUUUAGCUCGCAAGCAACAGAACAUUAUGUUGGCACGUCGUUUAAAGAGUUAUCUUAUAGAACAUGUAUCGAGAUGCUCAGAGGAGAGAGUGUGCAAUUCUUUAAAAUUGAAUUUGGAGUAUGAGGGAGCCUUGCUAAUGUAUGCUGAAAAGAAAUAUGAAGAUGCUUUUAAUAGUCUUUGGUCAUUUGUCCGUCCUUGCAUGAUAUCUUCAGCAUCGAAAGUUUCUGAUGCCGAUGAAAGUAUUCUGAAGGCAAAAGCAUGUCUGAAACUAUCAAACUGGCUACAAUGCAAGUAUUCAGAUAUUUCCCUGGAGAUGCUUUCUGCAAGGAUGCAAGCCGACUUUGAGAUAGCUGAUUGUUCUUUUAUUGGUAAAGGAGGGGUCCCUUUGAAUUAUGAUAACUUAAGCUCCCAAAGAGAUGCCAGCCUCAUUAUUGAAGAAAUCAUCAGUACAGCUACAAAAUUGUCCACUCGUCUUUGCCCAUUUAUGGGAAAGUCAUGGAUCUCUUAUGGCUCUUGGUGUUUUAAUCAAGCCCGGAAUUCCCUGCUCAAAUCAAAUGAAACUGCCCUUCAUUCAUGCUCUUCAUCUCCUUUUCUUGUCCCUGAAGUCCAACCGGACAGACUUAAGUUGAAUGAUGAUGAGAUGAUGAGAGUUGAGUCAAUGAUUUUGCAACGGGUUGGCAAGCUGGGUGAUGCUGCGGGCUUAAAGGAUAGAGUGGGAGAAAAGGAUGUUUGCCUUCUUUCUGCUGAAAAUUUGAGCAAUGUUAAUCUUGUGAAGGCUUUGUUGCAGCAAGCAGUGAAUAUCAUUGAAGUAACAGCAGGGGCACCUGGUGCUGAAGAUUCAGCCAGCGACUGCCUUUCUAGUUCUGUAGUUUCCAGGUUACAGACAUUCUUUCUACAUACAAAUAUUGGACUAGAAGAGAGAGACAUUGAAUGUCUUGUUGAUGAGUUAGUUGAUAUUUGGUGGUCUCUGAGGAGAAGAAAAGUGUCUCUUUUUGGCUACGCUGCUCAUGGAUUUAUACAGUAUCUUUCAUAUGCCUCAUCAAAUACUUGCAAUGGCGAAUUGAUUGGCUCAGGCUAUGAGUCAUUGAAACAUAAAAGCAGCAGUUACACUUUGAGGGCUACACUGUAUGUGCUGCAUAUUCUUCUAAAUUAUGGAGUGGAAUUAAAAGAAACUCUUGAACCUUCUCUUUCAGCAGUCCCUCUGUUUCCAUGGCAGGCAAUGACGCCUCAAUUGUUUGCUCGGUUAAGUUCUCAUCCUGAACAAGUAGUGAGAAGACAAUUACAAAGCUUAUUGAUGAUGCUGGGGAAGCGUUCACCCUGGUCCAUUGUUUAUCCUACCCUGGUUGAUGUAAAUGCUAAUGAAGACAAACCUUCGGAUGAGCUACAGCAUGUAUUGGGUUGUCUGCUAGAUCUUCACCCAAAAUUGAUUCAAGAUGUUCAGCUCAUGAUAAAUGAACUUAGUAACGUAACCGUUCUCUGGGAGGAACUCUGGCUUAGCACACUUCAUGAUCUUCACUCAGAUGUAAUGAGGCGCAUCCACAUUCUGAAAGAGGAGGCUGCACGGAUUGCAGAGAAUAUUACUCUCAGCCAGAGUGAGAAAAGCAAGAUAAAUGCAGCUAAGUAUUCAGCUAUGAUGGCGCCUGUUAUUUUAACCCUUGAGCGUCGCCUGGCUUCUACAACCCGGAAACCUGUAACGCCUCAUGAAACGAGGUUCCAUGAGCAGUACAUCGAGCAACUGAAAAGUACAAUUUUGACAUUCAAGAAUCCUCCUAAAUCUGCUGCUUCAGUUGCGGAUGUAUGGCGGCCAUUUGAUACCAUUGCUGCAUCUUUAACAUCUUAUCAGAGGAAGUCUUCAGUUUCCUUGGGGGAAGUAGCUCCACAACUUGCUCUCUUGUCAUCAUCUGAUGUUCCUAUGCCUGGGCUUGAGAAACUGGUCGCACUAUCUGAAGCAGACGGUGGCCUCACUGUUCUUCCCAGUGUUGUAACAAUUUCUUCCUUUUCUGAACAAGUAACAAUAAUAUCAACAAAGACUAAACCUAAAAAGAUCAACAUCAUUGGUUCAGAUGGUCAAAACUACCCUUAUCUGUUGAAAGGAAGGGAAGAUUUACGCCUUGAUGCCAGAAUAAUGCAGCUUUUGCAUGCUAUUGAUAGUUUAUUACAUUCAUCUCGCACGACUCGUAGUCAUUUGGUUGGUGUUCGCCAUUAUUCAGUGACUCCAAUCAGUGGUCGGGCUGGUCUUAUCCAGUGGGUGGACAAUGUGAUAAGUGUGUACAGUGUCUACAAGUGUUGGCAAGCCCGAGAUCAAGCAGCUGUACAGCCAUCUUCUGGCACUGGAAACACAAAAACGGUUCCUCCACCUGUUCCACGUCCAAGUGAUAUGUUUUAUGGUAAGAUCAUCCCAGCACUCAAAGAAAAAGGCAUAAGGAGAGUAAUAUCUCGAAAAGACUGGCCUCACGAAGUCAAGCGUAAAGUUCUUAUGGAUCUUAUGCAAGAAGUUCCUCGGCAACUUUUGUAUCAGGAGCUGUGGUGUGCUAGUGAAGGAUUCAAGGCAUUCAAUUUAAAGUUGAAAAGGUACUCUGGAAGUGUUGCAGCCAUGAGCAUGGUUGGCCACAUUCUUGGUCUUGGAGAUAGACAUCUAGAUAAUAUUCUCGUGGAUUUCCGUAGUGGAGAUAUACUUCAUAUUGACUACAAUAUAUGCUUUGAUAAAGGGCUGAGACUCAAGAUCCCAGAAAUCGUUCCUUUCCGACUAACACAGAUGAUUGAAGCAGCUUUAGGGUUGACUGGAGUUGAAGGGAUUUUCAAAGCUAACUGUGAAGCAGUUCUUGGUGUACUGAGGAAAAAUAAAGACAUACUCCUGAUGCUACUGGAGGUUUUUGUCUGGGAUCCACUUGUAGAAUGGACUAGGGGAGACUUUCACGAUGAUGCAGCAAUUGGCGGUGAAGAGAGAAAGGGCAUGGAGUUGGCUGUGAGCUUAAGCUUGUUUGCAUCUCGAGUGCAAGAAAUUCGUGUUCCACUGCAGGAACAUCAUGAUCUUUUAAUAUCUUCCUUGCCAGCUGUUGAAUCUACCCUUGAGAGGUUUUCUGACGUGCUCAACAACUAUGAACUCAUUUCUGCCCUAUUCUGUCGAGCUGAUCAAGAGCGGUCUAACCUUAUUCUACAUGAGACAUCCGCAAAGUCAAUCGUUGCUGAAGCAACUUGUAAUUCGGAAAAACUUCUUGCAUCUUUUGAAAUUCAGGCUCGUGAGUUUUCUCAAGCAAAAGCUUUGGUUGCUGAAAAAGCUCAAGAGACAACAAGCUGGAUUGAGCAACAUGGAAGGAUCCUUGAUGCUCUUAGGGGCAAUCUGAUAGCAGAUCUAAAUGCCUGGAAUAAUCUAAGUAGUCUCAGAGAAGCUUUGUCCCUUUCAUCAGCAGUCCUGGUGGCUGGGGUUCCACUUACUGUUGUUCCCGAGCCGACACAAGUACAAUGCACUGAUUUAGAUAGGGAACUCUCUAAGCUUGUGGCUGAGUUAGAUCAUGGUGUGUCAUCAUCUCUCACUGCAAUUCAGGUUUACUCUCUAGCUUUGCAGAGAAUUCUUCCUCUAAAUUACCUCACGACCAGCACGGUGUAUAGCUGGGCACAAAUUUUGCAGUUAUGUUCAGGUGUUCUUACAUCUGAUAUCAUUUCCAUUGCCCGAAGACAGGCUGCUGAAUUGAUAUCUAAGAUACUAAGUGAUUCUCGUGAUUCGGUCAAACAUGCUCAUGAUGAUCUGUGUCUAAAAGUCAGUAAGUAUGCCUUUGAGAUAGGGAAAGUUGAAGAUGAGUGUGCUGAGCUAGAGAACUCUGUUGGCUCUGAGGCUGAAUCUAAAGCUAAGGACCGUCUUCUCUCUAGUUUCAUGAAAUACAUGCAAUCUGCCACUGUAGAGAAGAAAGAUAAUUUACAUUCGCCGGUUUAUCCUGGUCAAUCUGAGUAUGAUGACACAAACAACGUGAGGUAUCAUAGCCAGUUAGCAGAAAAAAAAGAGAAGGCCUUUUAUGUGUUGAACUUAGCUGUUGCAUCUAUUUAUGAUGAUGUGAAAAAGAGGAUUCUUGACAUGGCUGAUGCCAACGGGAAAGGGAAUGGCAAUAGGUCUCUCGAUGAUUCCUCAUCUUUGUUUGGUGAACUCGAAGAGCUAGUAGAGAAAUGCUCAGUUGUUACUGAAUUCGUGAAUGAUCUACGGCAGUUUGCUGACUGGGAUGUUCCUUGCAGUGACACAAGUAUGGAAAGUCGGGAACCUUUUCCUGAAGAAAACUGGGCAUCAAUUUUCAAAAGCACUGUUGUUUCCUGUAAAAGCUUGGUUGAUCAAUUGUCUGAUGUUUUACCAGAUGUGAUCAGAAAUGUUGUUGCAUUCAAUUCAGAGUUUGCAGAUGUAUUUGGAUCGGUCUCACAAGUUCGUGGCACUAUUGACUCUGCACUCGAGCAGCUAUUGGAGGUUGAAAUGGAGCGGGGAACUGUCAUUGAACUUGAACGGAAUUACUUUGUUAAGGUAGCCCUUAUCACUAAGCGGCAGUUGGCUCUUGAAGAAGCGGCUCUUAAGGGUAGGGAUCAUCUUUCCUGGGAAGAGGCUGAAGAAUUAGCAUCUCAGGAAGAAUCUUGUAGGGCACAACUUGACCAACUCCACCAAUCCUGGAACCAGAGGGACAAACGUACUUCUUCUCUCAUUAAGAGAGAAACGGAUGUUGAAAGUGUCUUGAGUUCAUGUCAACGUCAUUUUCAAUCUUUAAUGAAUGCGGGAGAGGAAAUAGACUCGCUUGCUUUAAGAGGCCAAGCACUCUUGUCCACGUUGGUCAAUCCCUUCCAUGAAUUAGAAUCCCUGGACAAAGUUCUGUCUUCAGUUGGUGCUUCUUCUUUGCAUGCAGGCAUUAGGGAUCCUAAUUUAGCAGAUUGUUUAAGUUCUGGGCAAGCGUUAUCUGAAAAGGUCUGGAAGUUUGGUGGUUCUGUGAAGAAAAUGGGCUUCUUUAUUUGGAAAGUAUGUGUUCUGGAUUCAUUUCUUGAUGUAUGCACCCAUGAGGUGGCUUCGUCUAUGGACCAAAAGUUAGGUUUUGACCAGCUUGUCAACGCUGCAAGGAAAAAGCUUGUGCUCCAGCUUGAGAAACACGUUGGUCAUUACCUGAAAGAUUGUAUUCUGCCUAUAUUUAAGGCAUGGUUAGAGAAAAUGAAUGACCAUUCUAAGCAACUGAAUGGGUCGAGGAAGGAAUUAGUCUUUGAGCAGUCGCACAAAGACCUUGGGGCAGUUAAAAGGGUCCAGCUUAUGCUUGAAGAAUACUGCAAUGCACACGAAACUGCUCGUGCGGCAAGGUCGGCAGCAUCCCUUAUGAAAAGGCAGGUACAUGAGCUCAAAGAGAAUGUAAAGAAGGACUGCAUAGAGAUUGUUCAGAUGGAAUGGAUGUAUGAUGUUCUAUUGACCCCCUCAUCUAAUAGCCGGAUCACAUUGCAUAAAUUGCUAGCCAGUGGUGACAACCUGCAACAAAUCAUUCUCAAUCUCAACAGGCAAAGACUGUUGGAAGUAAUGCAAUCUGCUGUAUCCAGAAUAGCUCGGACAAUUGAGGGCCUGCAAGCUGUUGAAAGAACUUCCCUUGCUGCAGAAGGACAGCUGGAAAGGGCAAUGGGAUGGGCGUGUGGUGGUAGCUCUUCUGGUCUUGCCGGAAAUAGUUCCAGUAAAAUGUCAAAAAUUCCUCCUGAGUUCCAUGAUUAUUUAACGAGUAGACGGCAAUUGUUGUGGGAUGCAAGGGAGAAAGCAUCUGAAAUAAUCAAAAUUUGCAUGUCUAUACUGGAAUUUGAAGCAUCAAGAGAUGGCAUUUUCUGGGUUCCUGGAGGAGAACAUCCAUUGAGGAUGAGCAAUGAUUGCAGAGCAUGGCAACAAGCAAACUUAAGCUCCUUGACAAGAUUGGAUGUCACUUAUCAUUCUUUCACACGUAUUGAACAAGAAUGGAAGCUUGCACAAAGCAGCAUGGAAGCUGCUUCAAGUGGUUUAUUUUCUGCCACUAACGAGCUUUGCAUUGCUUCUCUCAAAGCAAAGUCAGCUUCAGAUGAGUUGCAGAAAACCAUACUUGCCAUGAGGGACUGUGCAUAUGAAGCUAGCAUUGCACUAUCUGCUUAUGGUCGAGUGUCAAGGGGUCAUACAGCUUUGACAUCCGAGUGUGGUUCCAUGCUUGAGGAGGUUUUGACAAUAACUGAAGAUCUACACGAUGUGAACAGUCUAGGAAAGGAAGCUGCUUCAAUGCACCAUUCUCUAGUGGAAGGCCUUAUGAAGGCAAAUGCAAUCCUUCUGCCACUUGAAUCAAUUUUGUCCAAAGAUGUAACUGCUAUGACCGAUGCUAUAGCAAUGGAAAGAGAGAGCAAAAUUGAAAUAUCACCCAUUCAUGGACAGGCCAUAUAUCAGUCUUAUCGUGCAAGAGUUGGGGAAGCUUGUCAAGCCUUGAAGCCAUUGUUACCAGCCCUUACAUCAUCUGUGAAGGGACUUCUCUCUCUCUUGACCAAGCUUGCGCGGACAGCAAGUCUUCAUGCAGGAAAUCUCCAUAAGGCUCUUGAAGGUGCAGGAGAAAGUCAGGAAGAAAAUUUACUGAGAACUGAUUUGUCAAGGCCAAAUUUUUCAGGCAAUGCCUCUUCCUUCAAUGACAGGGAGGAGGAAUUAGCAGCACCUGAUGAAGAAAUCACGCAGGAUUUUGUGAGCCUUGCCGGACUUUCUUUGCAAGAUAAAGGAUGGGUAUCUCCACCAGACAGCAUAUGCACUAGCAGCUUGGGAUCCUGUGUUUCCUCACCUGAAGCAAGUAUUGCAGAUAGUUUAAAAGACCUAGCAGAAGACAUCAACUCUAGCUGCAGAGAUGAUGGGGCUAUAUGUACGGAUACUUCAUCCCACAGUGAUCCCCGACAGAUCGCUAAAAUUACACAUGAAGGGGCCAAAUGUAGCCAGAGUAUUCCUGUAAUACCACUUACAGGUGGGACAACUGAGCAACCGAAUGAUGGGGCAUCUACAAGGGAUCAAGAUAUAGCUUUCCCUGUUUACACUUCAGACACCUUGAAUAAGGAAACAGAGCUGGAGUAUAGAGGUAAAAAUAAGAUGCCCUCUUCCCGAAAUAUCAUCGAUGAUGGAUGUAGUGAAGCUCCUAAUCCCAAUGGCCAUGCUGGUGGUCGAGUUGCCAGGGGUAAAAAUGCUUACGCAUUGUCAGUACUGAGGCGCAUAGAGAUGAAACUAGAUGGCCGAGAUAUUGAUGAAACCAGAGAAGUGAGCACAGCGGAGCAGGUGGAUUAUCUAAUCAAGCAAGCUUCUAGCGUGGAUAACCUUUGCAACAUGUAUGAAGGGUGGACACCGUGGAUUUGAGUUUGUGACGACAGCGAUUCGGAUGGGAUUUGGGAGCUGCAUUCUCAAAACAUCACAUGGUGCAAUGUGCAGCACACUGCAUUUGCAUGCAAAUUCCAACUUCUGAAGUCAAUGGAGUCAAAAUGGAUUCGAGCAACACUGGGAAUAAGCAAAUGGUGUGUCAAAGUGCUGGUUAAACUUGUCUCAAAUCUCGCUGUGUCUGGUGGGUGAGUUGCAGCACAUUGAUUGCCAGGUCCAUUUAGCACUUUGGUUUGGGUUUGGACUGGGAAUAUAAUUUCUGCUCAUCCUGGAUUGAGAAUAGCUCCAAAUUACUUGGACUCGCAUCGAGAGACACCAUGUGAUGGGAGUGCUUUACGCCUCUCCUCUCUCCCUGGGAACUGGUGGUCUCUUGGAGUCUCACGGCAAGAAGUUCUCGUCUGGUUUUUCUUCUUUUGAUGAUGAUGGCAGUACGAGGACUUGAAGAUCAGCCAUUUAAUUUCCUGGUUCCAUUAGUUGGAUAUCGUUCUGUAGCCGGAGGAGCCUUCUAGGUUCUCGAUUGGUUUAUAGAGUUGGAAAGAUGGACAGCUGUGGAGGCUCACACCGCACGUUGCGAAGGCUAAUCCGUUGGCUGGAGAAUGAUGGCCAGGGCAUGUCCAGUGGGAAAGCAGCCAAAAGAAGGAUUACUGCUCCCAGGAACAAUUCAUCGUAUCACAUCGGAACGGUUGCGGCCCAUCUGGAGAUUCAUGGGGUUCAGGUUGGUCCACCGUUCCCUCCAAUUUUAGGACAAUCUCUUUAGUUUAGUGAAAAUGGGUGAUUGCUGCAUGUCGAGCACUUCAGUUCGUCCCGUUUCUCUUGCAUUCUCAGUGAUAACGCGUCUGCAGGCCGAGUUACGAGCAACUGGAGUGUGUUGCGUCUUUUGUAGUUAAACUAUGUUUUUACCAAACUGUCGCCUUAUUAUACGAAAUUGUUCCCGCCUUUUGAAUCAUAUGUUAUCAGAUAUUUCGAAUAGGAAGUUCGCUUAAUACAAUCCGCAGUUAUUGCA
Molecule: messenger RNA, 12576 nt
Organism: Syzygium oleosum
Lineage: Eukaryota; Viridiplantae; Streptophyta; Magnoliopsida; Myrtales; Myrtaceae
Exons: 15
Coding region: 150-11555 (3801 amino acids)
Biological process (GO): phosphorylation; nuclear-transcribed mRNA catabolic process, nonsense-mediated decay
Cellular component (GO): nucleus
Molecular function (GO): protein binding; protein serine/threonine kinase activity
Source: RefSeq, a predicted model, not a curated record